CAAAUCUCCCCCGUGAAUCCUCUGCCACUAAAAUUAGUUAAAACCCACCACUUCCGUCAACUUGCUCUGUCUCUUUGUCUUCUCUCCUUCACUCACACACAAAUCUGCAAAGACAGAACACAAACUCAUAAUCACAAAAGAAGGAUACUUCUGAUUCAGAUCUGAACAAAGUAAUGGGUCGUUAUUCGAGGAGGAACGGUGAGGAUCUAGUCGUGCCUAGCUAUCAGGAGACAUCGGAUUCAUACCAAUCUUCUGAUAUGUGGGGUGGAUGGAGCAUGAACUCCCAGAAAGCUGCGGAGAAAUGCUUCGACUUCGAUGUGAUUAACAAUGGAUUCAGCGGAGGGUUAUACAGUCAGAUGGAUAUGGAUAUGGAGAUGGAGAUAGGGACGAGUGGAGAAGUAAAACAAGAAGGAGAAGAAGAAGAGGAAUCAAAGAGGUUCAAGUCUGAUGGUUGUUACUACAACUCUGCUUCGUCGCUUCACGAUUUCGAUGGGAUCCAACAGAUGGAUGACAUGUUCCUAAGUUCCAUUUUGGAGGAUGUUCCAGGGAAUGGGAAUCUCCAUUGUUUCAAAGAGUCGGAUAACAACAGCCCCGGCUCUUCCUCUGUUGCGUAUCUUGACACUCUCGACGGCAGAGAAGUACCCAUGUAUCAAUACAACUGGGAAGCUUGUAAUGACAUGCCUCCUAUGGAGGGGGAGGAACCAAUGAAGAUCCCAGAUCUGUGUGAGGAGAAGAACUUGGAAGAGCCAUCUACAGAAGAAGUUGUGUUGCAGGAUCUACAGAGGGCUAGUGAAAAGUUGACUGAAGUUACCCGCAAAUGCUUCCGCGAUACUUUCUACCGGCUUGCUAAGAACUCACAACUGAAGUGCGAAUCAGGCAACAUUAACACGGAGGAGUUCCUCCAGGAGACAACCUUCAGCGGGAACAUAAAGCAGAAGACUGAAUCUGAAACAAACUCAAUAGACAGAGCCGUGGCGAACCUCACGUUCAACAAUAUGGAAUCAAACAUGAGGAAUUUACCUCCACCAAAGAGAGUUUCUUGUAAUCAAGAGUAAAAGAGCAAGCUUCAGAACAAGAACAAAGAUGCGUGUGUGUAUAUAUAUAUAUAUAAUAUUAUGUGUGUAUAAGUUGCUUUCGCUUGACUUUCCACCAAGCUUCAGUUUUUUGAUAUGUUCAAAAUACACUCUGAUCAAGCUUCCGUUGACUUUGUUCCUGGA
Molecule: messenger RNA, 1217 nt
Organism: Brassica oleracea var. oleracea
Lineage: Eukaryota; Viridiplantae; Streptophyta; Magnoliopsida; Brassicales; Brassicaceae
Exons: 6
Coding region: 174-1055 (293 amino acids)
Biological process (GO): circadian rhythm; regulation of DNA-templated transcription
Source: RefSeq, a predicted model, not a curated record